Podarcis lilfordi (Lilford's wall lizard) is the source of this 33923-nucleotide messenger RNA. The record is from the annotation of a GenBank genome assembly. NCBI's taxonomy places the organism in Eukaryota, Metazoa, Chordata, Lepidosauria, Squamata, Lacertidae.
GAGGGGGUGGGGGAGGCGGGAAGAGAGAAAGGGAGCAAUUGCUCCAGCAGCUGAUCUGCUGCAGCCGCCUGCAAGGUUCCUUCCCAUCCCAGCCAGGGCAGCGUGCGCCUAGCCUGAAGGAAGGGUCCGGGCGAAGAGGCGAGGCGGGCGGGCAGACCAACAAGCAAGUGGCCCCGGGGGCGCUCGGGCCAUGCCGCGUGGCUGCGAGGCGCGCGCCGAGCCCCGGAGACGAUGCCACGCAGGCAGGGAGCAACAGGCGGCCGGCGCGGCGGCGGCGGCUCCCCCUAGUUCGAGAUGCCCAGGGCGGGCAGCCGGGAGCGGCAGCCUCGGCUAGAGCAGCAGGCCUAGGAAGCCUCCCGAGCGGGGAAGGAGGGCCCCAGGAGGCGCCUCCGGCUGUGCCCGGAGCGACCCGAGGAGAACUUUUCCCUCUGCCGAGAUGAACAAGCUCCGGAAGCUUUUCCGAGGCAGCGGGCGAGCCUUGGCCUUCAUCUUCGCCGCCUCGGUGGUGUGGCUGCUCUUCGACAUGGCAGCGCUGCGCCUCUCCUUCGGCGAGAUCAACACCCGCGUCCUCAAGGAGGAGAUGGUGCGGCGGGAGAGGCUGCGCGGCUGGCGGGAGAAGAGCCUCGACGGCGCCCGACGAGGAGAGGAGCCCCGGGCGCCGCCAGGGGCGCUGCCAAGGAGCCUCGAGGAGAAGGGACGCGACGGCCUGAGCAAGAAGAGGGGGAAGCCGGGCGCGCAAUGGAGGCGCGCAACCCCCCAAGCGGCGGCAGCAGCUCCCAGCCUGCACUGGACGGUCGACGUCCGGAGCCACGCUCCGUCCGCCCCCGCGGAGAAGAAAUCGAGCGCGGAGGCCGGCUCCCCUCGCCCGCCGCCCACAAAGCCGCCUCUUGCCGGCGGGUCGCCGGGGCGGGCGCUCGGCGCUCCUGCCGUCGGAAGCAAAGUCGCCGCCAAAGGGCCCGGGCCGUUAAGCAUGGGAUCCAGGGGGAGAGAGGCGGCCGUUUUUAUACCCGAAGGUGGAUUAGGGGAGAAAGGCGCCUUGGCUGGAUUGCCCACCAACGGAAGCAAAUCUGAGGGACCUCGGGGCAGCCCCGGGCUACUGAGCGGGCCAAAUGUCCCUGCAAAGCGGCCCGGGGGCCUGGAUUUGCCUGCCGCUUCGGAAGCAGCGCAGAAGUCUCCGGGUGCGCCACGUCCAGGAAAGCUGUCCGAGGAGGAGGCGGCCAGAAUUGCCGGUGCAAAAGUCGUCCUGCCUAACCAAGUGGUGCUUAUAAGCAAGGAGGGAGCGCGGGUGGUCUCCGCGGCCGCGCAGGCUCCCGAAGGCGGAGGACGUGGAGCCGUCGGGGAAAAGGCGCGAGUGACUGCGGGCAAAAUCCAUGAGGGCCCGAGAGCGGCGGGGGCGACCCAGGAGGUCGCUGUUAAGGGAGCGGCGGCGACCCUCAAAGUUAUUCCAGUUGGAAAGGCCGAGCUAGGGAAGGCCGAUGGGGCCCGUUCCGCCCAUCAGGACCAAUCAAGGCAAACCAAUGGGACCCAUUUCACAGAAAGGGCCAAGCUGCACAAAGUGUUGACCAUUGAUAGGACCUUGGCCCCCAGGGACCCCAAAGCGCUGGGUCAAUAUGGGCGCCCGGCGGUGGUCCCAGGCGAGAAGGAAGAGGAGGCGAAAAGGAGGUGGAAGGAGGGGAACUUCAAUGUCUUCCUAAGUGACCUCAUCCCACUAGACCGAGCCAUCGAGGACACAAGGCCCGUUGGGUAAGAGACCCGAUUUCUUGCCUUGCACAAGUCUAGACUUGGGCUGGCAUGUAUUGCCCAGUGAUCAAAUGGAUUUUAUGCCAGUUGCUUAGCGUUAGUUGCCAAUAAAUCUUGAGCAGCAAUGGAAACAUUAACAUUUAGCGUAAAAAGAAACUCAUCCCCAUUCAUUUUAUGGGAAGCCACAACAAUGCUUUUCAUAUACUGGGUGCAAGUACUGCCUUUGUACCUUGGCUGUCGAACGGCUUGGCUCCCAAACAUAGCAGCUCCCAAAUGCCACAAACCUGGAAGUAAGUGUUCCAGUUUGUGAACAUUUUUUGGAAGCUAUACGUCCGAUGCGGCUUCCGAUUGAGUACAGGAAGCUUCUGCAGUCAAUCAGAAGCUGCACCUUGGUUUUCGAAUGGUUCCGGGAGUUGAACGGACUCAUGGAACGGAUUAAGUUCGACAACCAAGUACCAUUGUACACAGUUUUAAGACUUGCUCCCACUUUAACUUAAAGUAUCAACUGGAAACAAGCAUCCUAUAUAGUCUUAAUUAAUCCAAAUUAACACCUUAAUUUAAUAUGUGUGUUUAUAAUAACCAUUUCUUAAAUUUUAACAUCCAGCCUUACACACGCAUGCAAAAAUGAUUAUAAUAUACUUAUAGUAAACAAAUCCCUGUGUCCCUGAAUAAUGCUACCUUUUUCCUGCAGCUAAGCUGAGAAGCGAGCUAAAGUUUUUUAAGGUUCUCAAUGAACCCUGUUUUCUGGCUCACACUAGCUCUCCAAAUCAGGGCCGUGUUGUUGAUAGGUAAUCACUGUACCUAUAGGAUGUAUAUAGGAUGAAACGUUUCAUUACUACGUUGCCUGGCUUCAUAGUUCAUGGCAUUGUAGCUGUUCUCUAUAGCGGUGGCUUGAAUUAAUAAACUGUCCGGUGAUAGGUUCUUCCUAUAUUGUAUAUGUAGAUACAGUGCUAUCUCUGGAUGCGAACGGGAUCCGUUCCGGAGCCCCAUUUGCAUCCUGAAGCAAACAUAACAAGCGUCUGCAUGUGCACGGGUCACGUCUCGCCGCUUCAGCGCAUGCGUGUGAUGUCAUUUUGAGUGUCUACGCAUGCGCGAGCAGCGAAACCUGGAAGUAACGUGCUCCUUUACUUCCUGGUUGCCAUGGAGCACAACCCGAAAAUACUCAUCCUGAAGCUACUUCGACCCAAGGUAUGACUGUAACAGGUCCUGGCUUGGUUGAGUGCUAACCUAACCUGGGCACUAGGUGGCAGUAGAAUUGAAGAAAUGUCUGGAACAGGAUGCUCUUGGGUCUGUUGAGGUGUUCUGUGUAACCCAAGAAAAUUAACAAAAAGAACAUGCAGGCCAUUGGAGUGUUUAAUUCAGAGUGGAGUUGCUCUUUUAGUUCCAGCAUCAUGUCUCCUCCUACCAAGUGUGUGUUGCAAAAAAAGCCCCAACACGCAAACAGCUAUGUACAUGUUAGGGGCUCCAUCAGGUUUCCUUGGAGCCUCUGCACGCGAGCUGCUGUUGGACUACAACUCCCAUCACCUCCAGCCAGCAUGUCCAGUGGUCAGGGAUGAUGGGAGUUGUAGUCCAUGCCAUCUGGAGGUCCAAAGGGUCCAUCGCUCUAACCAUUGAUCACACUGGGACUCCAUCCUGGAAGAUGAGGUUUUUUCCACUGUGGAUCAUUCUGACAUGUGUUGGCAAUAUACAAAAUAUCUGUUAAGCUCCUCUGAUGGAAAGGAAGCACUUCAAGAGGGAGCUUGCCUUGCUGGAUUUGAUGCUGGGAGUGGGCUGAUUCUCUGCAUUUCUUGAUUGCUGCACUCAGUAUAGAGUGAGGUGGGGGGGCAGGUAUAUUUUCCAGAGCGGCUGUGGAUUGUUCUAAUAUUUUCUGUUUGCGCAGUAGUUCAGCCUGAGAGCCAUUAUUAUAAACUCUCAAGAGUUAAGUGGGGGAAUUCUCCCAGGCAAAUCCAGCGCAUUGCUGUAAGAGGAGACAGAGUCAACUCUUUUGAACGGCGAUGUGGAGGAACUCAAACAUUGGGACGUGGCUCAGCCGCUGCUCAAGUGUAUGAGGGCUGGGAGAAAUAAUGGGAAGAUGCUUGAGCUUCAAGAAUCUUGCGUGAUCCCUUGCACUGAAUUCAAGCAGCACAGUCCGAAGAAGUUUUGCUCAGAAGCCAGUCGUACUUAUUCCAAUAGGAUCUGCUCCCUAAUCUUAAAGGUAAAGGGACCCCUGACCAUUAGGUCCAGUCGUGACCGACUCUAGGGUUGCGGUGCUCAUCUCGCUUUAUUGGCCGAGGGAGCCGGUGUACAGCUUCCGGGUCAUGUGGCCAGCAUGACGAAGCCGCUUCUGGCGAACCAGAGCAGCGCACGGAAACGCAGUUUACCUUCCCGCCGGAGCGGUACCUAUUUAUCUACUUGCACUUUUACAUGCUUUCGAACUGCUAGGUUGGCAGGAGCAGGGACUGAGCAAUGGGAGCUCACCCCACCCCGUUGCGGGGAUUCGAACCGCCAACCUUCUGAUCGGCAAGUCCUAGGCUCUGUGGUUUAACCCACAGCGCCACCCAUGUCCCCGCUCCCCAAUCUUAUUUUUGGCCAAUUGCAGCAUUGAGGAACCUCCAGCCCGCAGUCCUAAUGAACACCCCCUGAGCUUUCUCAACUAAGUCACCCAUCUGCCCUACCCUUCAUAGAAUUGUACAGUUGAAAGAAACCACAAGGGUCAUUUAGCCCAACCCUCUGCAGUGCAGGAAUCUUUUGCCCAACACAGGGCUCAAACUCACAACCCUGAGAUUAAGAAUAUCAUGCUCUAACAACUGAGCUGUCCCAGAGGAUGUGUAUGUCGUCAGAUGUGUGUCUAGGCCCAAAAGGGGUUUGCAGAGCCCCGUGCAUUGCUUUUUGCAAGCCCCGGCCAUCAGCUGACCAGCAGGACUCUCAUAAAACGGCACGCAUCUCUUUGAACACUUGACAAUCGGCUGGUGGUUGGUGCUUGCACCACGCUGUGUAUGGGUUCUCUGCAAGCUCCGAAGAUCAGCGGAUUGUUAGCACUACAAAGUUUCGUGAGAGGCAUAAUCCUCUCUUCCAAUUUUAAUUUUAAACCCCGUGGGCAAAAUCAUUCUGAUGCCAGGUGGCUUUACAGGUGAGGGGUCACCAACAUGAAAUGUGGCGGGUGGGGGUGGGGACAGAAGGAUCCAGGCAGCUGACCGGAUCUAGUUCCUUGCCCUUUAUCUGUCAUGCUUCGUUAGCGCUGAUUACAAUGCUUUUUGAUAAGAUAAAGUGGCUUGUAAAACGUUUUCAAUGAAUAGAUGUGCCUGUUGUUGCCAGUCCUACCAUUAGGCAGAGUGAGGCGGCAGCCUCAGGCGGUAGAAGCUGGGAGGGCAGAGCAGGACAUGGCCUGCUCUGUGCCGCUCCCUAAGCUAGCCAGCUGCCCUCAGGACUCACAUUUUUAGAGCUGAAGUGAGGUUUGAUGGCCAGUCUUGUCAGCUUCUCGAUAUGGAAUUGUGCAGGAGGGAACGCCAACUCACCCUUUGCCUCAGGCAGCAAAAUGUCCUGGUCCGGCCCUGAGUAUUACCUCAUUAAGUGGCCAUAGGAUUGUGGCCUGAGCCACUGGAGUAAGGUGUUCUGCUAUCCUAUUCUUUCUUAAUUGAAAGUCCCACAACAGCAUAAAUCUGCAGGGCGUGUGCACUCAGGGCACUGUGUCAGAGUCCAAAGUAGAAGUGGUGUCUACGGAAAUGAGCCUGCAGUUUUCUCGGUCAAGAUGUCCAGCCCAGUUGUGGGAGUGUUAAUUCAGGCAUCGGAGUACACACAGAAAACUGGAAAGUUGUCCAUCAGAUUAGGUAGCCUGCACUGUUACCGCAAAGCUAGCAGAACAGUUAGUGACGCACUCGUUCACUCAAGGGGGGGGUGGGGAAACUGUUUCUUUUUGCAGCUUUGAAUACGGAGCACAAGGAUUUCCUUUUUAGCUUAUCGGCUUUGGAGAACGAACGUUCCUGCCCAUGAGGGAAAUCAAUUGCCAAAGUGUGUCAGGGUGUAUCGGCUGGGAUAGGCCGGUUGCAGACUCCAAACAAGCAAACAGUCAGCCACUGAUACAGGACACCCUUAACUUUCAUCGUUCACAUCAGCGAAGCAACUUGUUUGCUCUGCGUAUGUCGACAAGGAAGUUGUGUGAGUGUAUCGUUGACGCUGAACAAGUUUCUCCACUGUGAACAUGCUGAAAAGUUUGCUUUGGCAAACAAGUAUUUCCUCUAAAAUCUGCCUAGGGUGGUGGAUGUUGUUGGGUUUUUUUUAAAAAAAAACCCCACACUUUAUUAUUAUUAUUAUUGUUAUUGUCACGUUUAAAUUAUUUAAAAUGCCCUGGGAGUUUGUUUUAUCCUAGUGGAGGGCUUGAGGUAACGCUUUUACUGUUGAGGUCUGUGUACACACCAUACAUUUAAAGCACAUAUUGUCUCCCUCCCCCAGGAAUCGUGGGAACUGUAGUUUACCCCCUCACACAUACAGAGACAGCUAUUAUUCCCAGCACCCUUAACAAACUACAGUUCCCAGCAUUCUUUGAGGGAGAAAUGAGUUUUAAAUGUAUGGUGUGAAUGUAGCCAGGAGCUACAUUGCCUCAGGAGCAAUUUGUUUGGGGGCGGGGGCAGGGCCAGGUAGGUGAGGUCCAAAUCCAAAGUUGUUACGGCCCUCUUUCUUUCUUUCUUUCCUUCCUUCCUUCUUUCUUUCCUUCUUUCUUUCUUUCUUUCUUUCUUUCUUUCUUUCUUUCUUUCUUUCUUUCUUCCUCCCUCCCUCCCUCCCUCUCUCUCUCUCUCUCUCUCUCUCUCUCUCUUUCUUUCUGCCACCUCCUUUUCUAUUUGUAUUUUUCUCUGUCUCAUUCCGCUACCUCUUCCCCCACCCGCCUGUUCCCCUCCUUCCUAGCCACUCAGGUGAUAUUGUCCCGGGGGUGUAGAUACCCCACCUCUCCUCUACUGCAAGGACAAUCCUGGUAUAACACAGUGAGGCUUUCUUUAGGCUGCUCAGCCUCCCCGCCUGCUCAGCUGAUACGCAGGGUAGCGGAGCAGCUGCCACAGACACUUUCCUGCAUAUCCUCCAGCCUCCAGAGCUUCAACUCUAGUUAUUUUAGUCUGGAUUAGAGAGAGACCUGGAGAGUAGGGGGGAAUAGGGAUUUAGAGGCUUUUUAGAGGGUGCUCUCCCACUUUAUGCAAUUACAGUGGUACCUCGAGUUAAGUACUUAAUUCGUUCCGGAGGUCUGUUCUUAACCUGAAGCACCACUUUAGCUAAUGGGGCCUCCCGCUGCUGCCGCGCCGCCGGAGCACAAUUUCUGUUCUCAUCCUGAAGCAAAUUUCUUAACCCGAGGUACUAUUUCUGGGUUAGCAGAGUCUGUAACCUGAAGCUUAUGUAACCUGAAGCGUAUGUAACCCGAGGUACCACUGUACACUUAUGUGCAUGAGGGCCUGGGACGUAACCCCCAUGUAAGUGGAGGGGAUGCUUGCACCAUAUAUUACAGGUUCACCUUCCAUGCGCCUACCUCAUAGCACCAGCAGUGAAUGUACCUGCCUUAUACCAGGUCAGGCCAUUUGUUCAUCAAGCCAAGAUUCUCUAGUCUGACGGCAGUGGCUCUCCAGCGUCUUUUCCACCAUCUCUCUCUCUCUCUCUCUCUCUCUCUCUCUCUCUCUCUCUCUCUUUUUCUAACUUCCCUUGCUGUGAGGGCUGCUUGGAAAUUCCAGCCAUCUCCCCAAACAAAACGUCCCAGAGGCAAGGGAGGCAAAGAUAUGGAUAUGGGGGAACAACAACCACAUAAAACAUUCUCAAGGAACAAUCGAGAGAAUGGACUCUGUGAGAAGUUCUUUGGUAGGAUGUUGUGGCCUUCUCAAGAUCCCCUUGAAGAUAUUGGAGCUUAGGGAGCGAAGGCCCCCCUUAAGGCACCACAUCAAGCCCACCAAUGAAUUGCAAAUAGUAAUGGAGAGAAAUGCUUUUCCCUCAGCCUUUUGUUCAAGCAGGAAAGACUCAGACCUGACCCAGCCCUUUGCCUCCUCCUCCUUUUUACUGCCAUGAAAUGAAAUGACAAAUUCAUUGAAAUGGGAGAAAUUUUUAUCGCCCCCUCAGAUCUGCAGAUUUUGUUCUGUUCCUUCUUGAUAUAUAGGCCUAGUGGGCUACAUUCAGACCUUGUUGCUUUGCAGACAUCAGCGUUCGCUGGCUUAGGUAGAGCGAAAGGAGAGGCUUUUAUUUUGACAAGCUAACAACAACAACAAAAGUUUUGCAAAUACAGUGGUACCUUGGGUUAAGUACUUAAUUCGUUCCGGAGGUCCGUUCUUAACCUGAAACUGUUCUUAAUCUGAAGCACCACUUUAACUAAUGAUGCCUCCCACUGCUGCUGCGCCGCCGGAGCCCGAUUUCUGUUCUUAUCCUGAAGCAAAGUUCUUAACCUGAAGCACUAUUUCUAGGUUAGCGGAGUGUGUAACCUGAAGCGUGUGUAACCCGAGGCAUAUGUAAUCCGAGGUACCACUGUAUUAUUAUGGUUGCUAGUUAGUCGCUUUGCUCUUAGAAAUGUCUCAAAGUGACUACAAACAACAGAAAUAAUGAAAACCAGUUGUAGUAAACACAGAGGGAGGAGAAGAAGGGGAUGCAGUGGUCAAAGUCCUUGCAUUGAAUUGGGCUGCCAGGAAGCAUCCCCAGGGAGAACGUUUCUUAGCUGGGUUGCAACACCUGAGAAGUCCCUCUCCAGUCACCACCCAUGUAACCCUACAUGGCAGAGGUGCCUGGGGAAUGCCUUCAGAAGCACUUGCAAUGUUCUGUUUUGCAUUUUUUACAUUUUCCAUUUAAAGUACCCUUUUUGCCAGUAAAAUAAUUGGCCCACUUCAAGGUUUUAACUUAACUGGCCCUGCGGCUCCCAGUCUCUGCAGCCUGCUUUGGCCGCAGUGUUCCACAGUGUAUUUAUUUAAUCAUGAUUAACAAGGACGAAUGGCUACACAGCGGCUAAGGAAGUAUAAAUAGGCAUUUUAGCUGUUUUUCCUUAUUGCUGGAGUCUUAACGUUUCAGUGUUUUAUAUCUUCUCACAUUCCUACUUCUAUGAAGCAUGGAGAAACUACUGUAAUUUCUUAUAGGAUUUCACACAUCCGGCCUGCAGCCACUAGAGUGCACUAGAAAUCUAUUUUCCACCUCUUCCGGAAUAAAACUAGGAUUGUUUGUAUCUGUUUCCAAACUGAAAAUCACUUCGGAAUACAGUCAUACGUUUGCUUCAGGUUGCGCGUUUUCAGGUUGCAUCCCGCGGCGACCCGGAAGUACCAGAAAGGGCUACUUCCGGGUUUCGCCGCAUGCGCAGACGCGCAAAAUGACCGCAUGCGCAGAAGCAACGAAUCAUGACCUGCAGACGCACAGAUGCGGGUUGCGUUCUUUUCAGGUUGUGAAUGGGCCUCCGGAACAGAUCCCGUUCGCAACCAGAGGUACCACUGAACUGUAUUGAGCUUGCAUUCUAAGGAGCCCCCAGUGUUAGUUUAACUACAGUAAUUAGACGAGACUAGGAAAUUUGUUUUGUGUGUGUGGUUUUUCACCCUCCCUGCAUAGGCAACCAAAGUUCAGGUCCAGCCCAGUUCGCAAUGCUGCCAGUUGCUCCUCCCAUUUCCUAUCCUUGUAGUGGUUGUGACAGCAAUGGAGAGAUUCAGAAGAAGGGCUCCCUUCAGUCCCCUAGUACUGACAUCCUAGACUCAAGGGGCCAUAGGUUUGUAGUUCCCAUGGCUCCUGGGCAUGUGAGGAGCUAUGGGAACUACAUUUCCCUUGGCCCAUUGUACCUAGGCCUAACAGAGGUUCCACUUUGAAGCUUCCCAGGAAGAGAUUGCUUCCUCACGAAGCACACACUUAAACCGGAGAGGGCUCUCUCCCACAAGGAGGCAGUGAUAGCGACCAACUUGGACAGCUUUAAAAGAGGAUUAGUCCAGUUCAUUGUGCUUUGCCGCCACAGUCAGAGACAGUAUCUUUCUGAAAAGCGGUCGCUGGAAACCACAGGAGGGGGACAGUGCUCCUGAGCUCAGGUCCUACCUGUCAGCUUCCUGUGGGCAUCUGGUUGGCCAUUGGGAGAACAGGGACUGUGUUUGAGGUUGUCUAAGAGCUCUUCUGUGUUUAAAUCUGUGCUGCAUGUUUUACACAUUGCUGUUAUUACCAUUCGUUUACUGUUCCGCCUCCAAGGUGUGUGUAUCACAUCAUUCCAUUUCUCCAGUGUUAGAAACUCAUAUGCACAAGCUAGGUGCCAAAUAGCUCCUUAAAACCAAGGUUGCAGGUGCCAGAAACAAAAUGUCUAGCUGUCAUUUUUAGCCAAGAAGGCUCUAAAGUCCUUUUUUUUUUCUUUUUUAAGGAUGGGCUGUCUUUGACAGAUUAUCAGUUAAACAUCUGGCUAGUUCAGAUGACAACCUUGAGCUAGGUUAAGAGCUUUGAGAACUUUAUCCAGGGACAGUCCACAUAUAUAUUUGUUGACUCCUACAUCUUUUUUUUCUUAAUGGUGACAUGGACCAUUCAAAAUGUAAGAAUAUUCUGCAGGGCAGUGGGCUGGAGUGAGUGAAGGCAAGCUACAACAAUUAGCUAUGAUGUUUUUCAUUGCUCCUGCUCAGGCUGCACAGAAAAAGCAUUUCGCUUCCGGAAAUUUAUUCUGAUGGUGCAGAUAAAACAUAACUGAUAGAAUUCUAUGGGAUGUGGUGUGAGAAAACAGCCAAGAUCCAAAACUCCCCAGGCAUGCACCUCCAGCUGGUGAUGUCAGGCGCCAUCCUGGCACCCAGGCAUCUUCACUUGGACGCAAGCAGUCAACAGUCAGGCACAAAAUGCGCCUGGCGCCUGGCCAAUUUCAAACACUGCAUUUCUCCACCCAGCCCUCAAAAACUCUUAAGAGGAAGUAUUACCCCAAAAGUCCCCAAGUCGGCCAGUGAGAUCUAUGGUUAAGGAAGGAUAUGUACUCAUAUUUUCCCUGUCCUGAUAUUGUAUCUGCUACUCCACCCUGCCACAUGCAACUCCACAGCUUUUUAGACGACAGGAAGGAAGAUUUGCUCCUAUUCUGCACCUGUGCUUUUUAUCUACCAUGCUUUUGCUGGUCACCCAUAAGUUGUCACAGUGCAGGUGGAUAAUGAACAGUUGCCUGUUGCAAUGCCAAUCAGACAGCGAGAUGGAUGUCAGGAGUACAGGCAAGCCAUGCAUUGGUUUUCUCUUUAAAUAGCCACUGGAUGCUUUUUCUGUUUGUUAGCUUAUACCACGGGAUUCACACACAUGCCGCCCUCCACAGCUGGCUUCCAUAUACUGCAAAAUCCACAGGACAUCUGCUCUUUCACUUCUCCUGACUUCCAGUUCAUUAUAACACACUGCACUUGCCAAGCCAUAAAAAAAAAAAGUUACUCCUCUGGAAAAAUCAUUUGUGCGUCUUGGUUUUUCAAGACUAGGUUGGCCACCCUGCUUGUUCUGAGCUGGCAGGUGCUCUCUUAAACACAGAAGCUGACUAGCAGCAACACAGGCUGUAGACUAGAUCAGUGGUUCCCAAUUGGUGGCUGGUGGACCCCCAGGGGGGUCCGCAUAACCCACACAGGGCGUCUGUGACACCAUGCACAUAACAAGAGCUAUUACAGAGAUACCAAAUUUUUCAAACAUUAGGGGCUACAUAGCUUGGCUUUUGAAAAACAGGGGGUCUGCAGUACUUACCGUAUUUUUCGCUCCAUAAGACGCACCUAGUUUUAGAGGGGGAGAACAAGAAAAAAACUUAUCACCCUGUCCUCGCAGCGCCCCUUCAGCGAAGCGGCAGGAGAAGCGGAGCCCCUUCCAUUUCUCCUCCCGCUUCACUGAAGGGGCGCUGCGCAGAGAGGGAAAGCUGUGCAGCGCCUCUCCAGAGAAGCGAAGCCAGGAGAGCAAGAGGGAUCGGUGCGCACCGAUCCCUCUUGCACUCCUGGCUUCAGCGAAAGCAACGCGAAGCCUCCUAAGCACAGUGGGAGCGCUCCCACUGCGCUCAGGAGGCUUCAGGCGGCUAUCCCUGAAGCCAGAAGAGCAAGAGGGAUCGGUGCACACUGAUCCCUCUUGCUCUCCUGGCUUCAGCGAAAGCUGCACAGCCUGCAUUCACUCCAUAAGAUGCACACACAUUUCCCCUUACUUUUUAGGAGGGGGAAAGUGCGUCUUAUAGAGUGAAAAAUAUGGUAGCUAAUUGGGUACCACUGGUCUAGGUGAUGGUGGUGAUGUUUUGAUUGAAUCUGCCUGAGUGGCAAAAAAUCAGGAAUUAUAGCAACUAAUCCCUGGAUCUUAUGAAGUUCCUCUCCAUUAAAAGGAGACUCAUUAACAUAGUCUAUUUUUAUUGAUGUUAGCUCCUGACAGGAAAGUACAACCACUUCCUUUCUUGCCUGCUCAACCCCUGAUGUCGGUGCUGACCAGCAUGAUAGUGCUACAUGGAAAUUUGUUCCUUGGUUCCCUUCGUUCCUUUUGGUUGAAAACAUCACUAGCAUUUAUUUGGAUUUUAUCAUGGGUUGCCAGGGCAGGUUGAAACAAUUUUUAAAAAAAAUACUCCAUACACAAUCAAAAAAUAGUUACGACCGUAAAAUAAGAGAAGCAGAAAACAAUUACAAACAUUUCCAUACAUAAAAACAGUGGGAAAUAGUUCCAGUGCAGAUGCAGGCUGUGAUAAAGGCUUUGUUGAAAGAGGAAGGCAGUCAGUAGGCUCCAAAAAGACAGCAGAGGCAGCAGCUGUCUAUUACAGAAUGGGAGGAGGGGAUUCCAAAAGAUAGGUGCAACCGCGCUAAAGGCCCUGUUUCUAUAUCAUAUGGAAUGGACUUCGUGGUAAGGCAGAGUCUGCAAGAGACCCCCUUCUGCAGAGCACAGUGAUCGACCAAGUAUAUAAAGGCUGAGACAGUCUUGAGGUAAAAUGUUUUAUGGCAAGUUAGAAACGCCAACCCUCCAUUCUUUUUUGCAUGUGCUUUUACCUAUGUGUGUGCGCUGCUUCAGUGCCAUUUAUGCCUGUUUCUGUUCGCUACAGAUGUAGAGAUCUUCUUGUCCACAACAACCUUCCCACCACCAGCAUCAUCAUAUGCUUUGUUGACGAAGUGUGGUCCACCCUCUUGCGCUCUGUUCACAGUGUCCUCAACCGCUCCCCUCCUCAGUUUAUUAAAGAGGUUAUUCUGGUGGAUGACUUCAGCACCAAAGGUUGGUUGGUGUUUCCCAGUGUGUUUCGGCUUACUGAGUGUCCUGUUUUCCAAGCCGUUUUACUCUUUUAAAAAUGCUGUCAGGUUUUUUGUUUUGCUUCAUUUUUAAGGUUGCCGUUUAUUUAUUUAUUUAGAAAAUUUGCUCAAAAAAAUCCCAAAGAACAAAACAAAACUCAAACCAGUCCAAUUAUAUAUAAACCGUGACUAAAAUACACAGACCCAAUGAAAAAACAAAUAUGUGUAAAACUAUCACUAAAUAUCAAGAUAAAAACAAUAAAACAAAUGUAACUUAAUACAAGUGGUUGUUGUGAUAUUCUAGUGAAAUUCUGUUGCCUUACAUUUCCUUGUGAGCUCAAACUGGUUUGGUUUGGUUUGGUUUGGUUCCUAUAGAUGACAUUUUAUUUCUAUAUACAAAAAAAAAAAGACAAUUAGAAUACAGUUGUACCUUGGAAGUCGAACGGAAUCCAUUCCGGAAGUCCAUUAGACUUUCAAAACAUUUGGAAACCAAAGUGCAGCUUCUGAUUGGCUGAAGGAAGUUCCUGCAGCCAAUCAGAAGCCGCGGAAGCCCUGUUGGACGUUCGGCUUCCAAAAUAAUGUUUGAAAACUGGAACAUUCCAGGAUUUGAUCAUUCAGGAGCCGAUUUGUUUGGGAGCCAAGGCGUUUGAGAUCCAAGGUACGACUGUACGUGUAUCCUGAAAGUAAGGACCCCUGACCAUUAGGUUCAGUUGCGUAUGACUCUAGGGUUGCAGCACUCAUCUCACUUUAUAGGCCGAGGGAGCCGACGUACAGCUUCCAGGUCAUGUGGCCAGCAUGACUAAGCCGCUUCUGGCAAAUCAGAGCAGCGCACGGAAACACCAUUUACCUUCCCGCCGGAGUGGUACCUAUUUAUAUACUUGCACUUUGACGUGCUUUCGAACUGCUAGGUUGGCAGGAGCAGGGACCAAGCAACGGGAGCUCACCCUGUCGCAGGGAUUCGAGCCGCCAACCUUCUGAUCUGCAAGCCCUAGGCUCUGUGGUUUAGACCACAGCACCACCCAAGUCCCUUAUCCUGAAAAUAUAUUUGGCCUAAAAGAGGGCAGACCAGGGACCCACUGUUCUGUGGGGUGGUUUCUUCUGAUGAUCAUAGAUUUGAUUCUACCUGUUACUGGGGCCUUAUUGCGAGUCCAUCACUCAAUCCAAUGCCCUUACUCAAUGCAAGGAAUCCAUAGCUAGAGCAUCCCAGCAGAUGGGUGACCAGUCUUCUUGGAAGACCUCCAGUGAGGAGGAGCCCCAGUCCCACCCCUCUGAUAAUGGUUCUGGUGUCAAACUGUUCUUAAUGUUAAAAUGUUUCUUGUAACGUUCAGUUGAAAUCUUAUAUGAGUUAUCACUUCUCCACUCAGCUUGAGAGAAACCGCUAUGUAGUCGCACUAUGGAUGCAGCUUAAGAGAUGUUAACUUUGGGAGGAUUAUUGAAAGGAAAUAAAUGUGUCAAUUAGUGCUUAAAAAACAAAGUAUUUUUGGGAGGCGACAAUUCAUAUGUAAUGAAGGUAACAUGGCAGCAAGUGAGUGUUGGGUGGGGAGCCAGGGGAAGGGGGUCCACCGUUCCUGUCAUGGCUGUCAGAAGAAGGGAACCAAUGUUUGUUUUCCACUGUCUCUCCUCCAGCAGCCUGAACAAGUGGCAGUGGCUGAGGGCUGGUUGGUUCCUCUUUAUUUCUUGCUCAUAGGCACGAAUCUGUGGUCCAUUUCCUUGCUUCUCUUCUGUUCUGUUUUAGCAUACCUCAAGGACAAACUAGACCAGUACAUGGCCCAGUUUCCCAAAGUCCGGAUCCUUCAUCUCACGGAAAGGCAUGGUUUAAUACGAGCUAGACUAGCGGGAGCAGAGAUUGCCAAAGGUAAGAAGAGUUGCAUUUUAUCAACAAAGUGCAGUUGGUUAUUUGCUGUUGUUGUUGUUUAAAAAAAGACAGAAGUCACUGGAAGCAAUCUAGUGGAAAUUUGACUCAUUGCACUGACAUCAGUGGAACUAAAUGGGUCCAAUCAGAAGUUAAGUGCCAUUCUGCUAAAUGGGGCUCUCUCCCAGAAAAGUGUGCAAAGAAUAUAGCUUUAAUUCAUUGGGAUGUAGGCAUACUUAACCUUCACUGGACUGUACCUGAUCGCCAAACAAUUUUAAAACGCGCACUAAAAUCAGAGUAAUAGAAGGCAGAUAUUUUCCCCCACCAGUCAUGUAGAUUCAGUAGUACUACAAAGGUGGCACCAAAUAUUCUCUUCCUUUCGAUUCCCCCCCCCCCAAAAAAAUAGUGAGUUAAAAUAUGUUUUUAAAAUAUUUCCUGAAAACCCCUUUAACUGUGAAAACGUUCAUUUAAAAAAAAAAAAUGUUUAUUUGGUGCUAUCCCGGAGUAAGAACUUUCCAGAGUUAUUCCAUUUCAUCUUCUGCAAUGGAAUUAGCUCCUUUUUAUUUUCUUCUCUAGGUGACGUACUGACAUUCUUAGAUUCUCACGUGGAAUGCAACGUAGGAUGGCUGGAGCCGCUCCUGGACAGAGUCCGUUUGAAUAGGAAGAAAGUUGCCUGUCCUGUUAUUGAAGUCAUCAGUGACAAAGAUAUGAGGUAAUUUUGAUGCCUCCAUAUUUGUUCUGGUCCCGCCUUGGUAAUCCAUGCACAGGGAAAAAUACUUAUUCACGUGGAUCAUUUUUCUUGGCAGGGAUGGGGAACCUGUAGCCUUACAGGUGUUGUUGUUAGAUUCCAGAUGUUGUUGUUAGAUUCCAGUUCCCAUCACCCUUAGCCAACAUGGCCAGUGCCAGUCCAACAACAUCUGGAAGACCACAGUUUCCCCUUCUACGUUUUGGAACCAGUCCUUUCUACCCUUUAUCUUCUUAAGCAUCUUCUGGUUGUGACAGUUUCCAAAAUAAAUUGCAAACAGGAAAAGAUGUUACACCAAGAAUUUUAAAACUAUUUUUAAAGGAUGUUACACAUUUCACCACUUGUUUAAAAAGCUCAUAAUUUUGUGAGAGUAUGUGUUUUAAGGUUACCCGUGGGAUCUUUUAACAGCCCCUCCCCGUUAAAAGUAUAUCAUUUAAGUUACAGUUACUCUUUUCAGAGACAGCUUUUGUUUCUGAAGUUAAUUCCUGUUGUGACUUCCAUUCCUUAGCUACAUGACCGUGGACAGCUUUCAGCGUGGUGUUUUUACAUGGCCAAUGAAUUUUGGAUGGAAGCCCAUUCCUCCAGAUGUCAUCUUGAAAAAUGGGAUUAAGGACACCGAUAUAAUUAGGUAAGUUUAUGCUGUUAAGCUUUUGUUGACAGAAUUGCUCCUUAAAACGCUAAACCCACAAGUUUGGGAGAAAGGCGUAUAUUACUCAGGUUUGCAAAACAUAGGUAACAUUUGUUGGGUGUGCAACCCUACUCUUUCCUGAGUGCAAACUAGCAUCAUUAAAACACAGCGAGUUCAGCUAUGAGGAUCCCAUAUAAAGAACAAGGUUGGGUAAACACUGGGCCUCUAGACCAGAGUUGUUGGAGUCCAACUCCCAUCAACCCAUAGCCAACAUGGUCAGGGAUGUUUGAAGCUUUAGUUCAGCCACAAUUUCCUGGAAUAGAAAAGCAGGAAUGGCCAACCUACAGAUGUUGUUGAACUGCAACUCUCCAGCAUAGCCAGGGUGUUCAGGGAUGAUAGGAGUCAUAGUCCAGCAACAUCUGGAGAGCCCCACAUUGGCUACCCCUGAUUUAUUUAAAGUAUGUAUCAUACAAAUAGGGAGAUGUCAUUUUAUAAGCAUGUUAAAACUACCACCUGUGCAAGGAACCUAAUGCUAUGUUUGGCUAGAUGCAAUUGUACCCAAACUGUGCAUUUGCAAGGCAAGCCAUCUACACCAAAUUCAAGACUUCCAUCAUAUAACAAGAUUAUAUUUUAGAGUUUAUAGACAGUGGCAAAGCCUGCUGCUAAGUUUUUGUGGCUGGGGGCGAGCAGAUUUAAUUCAUCCUGGAAGUCAUAAAGGGAACUCUGAUGUAAGCACAUGGAGCACUGUUAAAAUUCAUGUGGUAGGCGCCCUUUAAUAGCAAAAUCUGUAUUUUCUUUUAAAGCACAAUGUAUAAUCCUAAAUUAUGUUUCAAUUACUAGGUGUCCUGUGAUGGCAGGUGGGUUAUUUUCUAUUGAUAAGAAGUACUUUUUUGAACUUGGGACAUAUGAUCCUGGCCUUGAUGUUUGGGGAGGUGAAAACAUGGAGAUUUCAUUCAAGGUAUGUUGCAUUAACUGUAACAGUAUUCCCCCUACCCCAGUUGAUUUGCAUCACAUUCAUAAUCAUAUUAAUGGUCAUAUUACAGCAGCAGUCCUGCAUAUAUCGUGGUUUCAGAUGCUCCUUAGUAGAAAUAAAUGGUCAAAAAUGACUGCAUCAGGGCAAGCAGUAUAUUGUAUCUGUUAUAUUUACAUAUUAUUCUGUCACGUCCCCCCAGCAAUCACAUUUUAAACUUGAGGGUGCUUUGUAAGAUGUAUGCACCUUUAACAAAAUAUAGCUUUCAUGCAAUAGAUUAAAAUAAAAUCCUAGGCAAAAAGCACUAAAUAAUACAAUGGCUCAUGUCAGAUACCACAUAUGAAACCAUGGUUAAGGAACAUUCAACAUGGUUAAUGUUUUGUGUGAACUGAUAGAUCAUGGGUUGUGAUCCAGUGGCAAAUUAGAAUGGGAAAUGGAUUUGCAAGCCAUGAUUUGUGCUAUAUCUCAUUGGUGUGACGUCUGAAUUGACAAACCAUUGUUAACAGCCAUUGUUGUGCCUCUGAAGGCCAACUGGAGACUGUAGUGCUGAGCAGAUAUAAAACAAAAACAGACCACAGGUUGCCUGUACAUACAGAAGCUCCAACUGUGGUUUGGGAUCUUAAGCCACAUUUACUGUAAACUAUGGUUAGGCAUGCUGUCUGAACUGAGCUGGUGUGCUGUGGAAUCCCCUUACAUAAUUAUCAACAGCAAGUUGUUCUAAACCUUCCCUAUCCAGAUGCACCCGAAGGCAUAUUACACGACAGAAUCCAUUGGCCAGUAGCUGCCUCAUGAAGUGUUAUCCUACCUCUUUUUCACCAGGUUUGGAUGUGUGGAGGGGAAAUAGAAAUCACCCCGUGUUCCAGAGUGGGCCACAUUUUCAGGAAUGACAACCCCUACUCCUUCCCCAAAGACCGCCUUACCACGGUGGAGCGGAAUUUGGCCCGAGUUGCAGAGGUUUGGCUGGAUGAAUACAAAGAUCUCUUCUAUGGACAUGGUUAUCACCUCAUCCAAAAGAACCUGGACGUUGGGGAUUUGACUCAGCAGAGAGAACUGAGGAAGCGGCUUCAGUGCAAAAGCUUCAAAUGGUACCUGGAGAACGUCUACCCUGAUUUAGAAGCCCCCCUUGUUAAAGCUAGUGGGCUGGUAUGUUCAAUUUCCCAACUCCAAUGUGCCCCUUGGGCUAAUGUCAACUUGACACAUCAUCGUCUAAAAUUUUAUGUCUUUUGUGUGAUAUUUGCCUGCGAUGGAUUUUGCCCAGUGUUUGGUAGCCCAGAGCUGAGGAACAUCUGGCCCUCCAGAUGUUGUUGGACUACAGCUGCGUCAUCCCUGACCAUGGGCAACGUUGACUAAAGCUGGUGAGAGAUGGAAUCGAACUACAUCUGGAGGAUCAGAGGAUCUAAGGAGAUGAACUCAUGUCCAAAGGAUGAGUGGGAAACUAAUGGGGGGGGAAAGAUCCUGGUGGAUUUUGCAUGUGUUGCAAUAUAUUAAAUGGGUUGAUGUUUGGGGCCCAGACCCCACCUCUCUGCCUUGGGCUUGGUGAGCUGAAGCUACUCACUUAUCUUAGAAUUGUAGUGUUGGAAGGGAUUCUGAGGAUCAUCUAGUCCAACUCCCUGCAAUGCAGGAAUAUGCAGCUGCCCCAUGUGGGGAUCGAACCUGCAACCAUGGUGUUCUCAGCACUAUGCUCUAAGCAACUGAGCUAAGGCAUCUGGUCCAGAAUUCUGCAUUCGCUAGUGACCACCCAAAUGCUUCUGAGAAGCUUUUGAGCAGGGCAUUGGACCCUGCUGUUUGUCCCCAGCACCUAGUUUUUCAGAGACCUCUGAAGAUGAAGGUUCUAUUCAGCUGUUGUAGCUGAGGUAGCUGUGCCCAUUUAAAGCACUGGAAUCUGUCAGGGAGGAGGAGCUUUGGGUGAAGCCAAGGGAAGAUGUCGGGAGCAGCCUAGUGUCGGUAGCCCCUGCAGUAACGAUUAGCAGCUAAAGAAGAGUUGUUGAUAUUUUAGAUAUUUGCCCUAGAGUAUUGGUGCUUAAAAGAUCUUAGUUUGGUUUGUUUUUCUUCUUCUUACAUUCCUAACUCAAAUCACCGAGGCUCAACUUCCUCUCAGAUCUCAGACUUCUUGCUUGCAGCCACUAGAGUGCAGUAGAAUCCCAUUUUCCUCCAGUUUCUGGAAUAAAAUUGGCAUUUUGGUACCUUAUCCCAAACCCAAAAUUUUCUUCCGUAAAGCAGUGAUAUGGCAUCCUAAUGAACUUUCCAUGCCCACCAUCCAAUUUCAAUGCUAAUUUAUAAGCUGUAAUUAGGAGAGAGGGCAUGAAAAUUGCAUUGCUGGUGCUGAUGGGAGUUGUAGUUUUAUCAGGGUCAAAGAUUCCCCACUCCUGCUUUGCACCUUAUGCAUAUUUGCACAGUGUUCCUUCUGCCCCUGUCGUGUCCCCUCCUUUCAUUCCAUGACAGCAGACAUAGACCUGUGAUGUUGCAGGAGCUUUUCUGUGCCUGGCCAUCACAAGAACUCUGACCUUUCCUUGUUUCUACAGGGCCAAUAGGUGUACAGAGAAAGUGAGAGAGUGCCGUGCUCUAUGCCAUCAUGGGGAGAAAUUGGGAACCUGUGGGCUCCCAGAUGUUGCUGCACUCCAAGCCCUAGGCUUCAUGACCCGUGGUCGGGGAUACUGGGAGCUGUAGUCCAGCAAAUAUCUGGAAGGCUUCAGGUUCCCCAUCCCUGACCCUGGGCGAGAGAAGGUGUUGUGAUGAGAGAGUUGGAAAGAGAUCCUUGAUAGGCCACUUAGUACACGGCCGUAAAAAUUGCAAAAUGCAAUCAGUCACUCAUCCCCCAAAUCCAUUAACAAACUGAGAUCUGGUGACAGCAGGAGGGCUUAGCCACUUAUUUAUAUUUAUUUUGUUGACCUUUGCAUUAACAAAUUACAGUGCACAUCAUUAACCCAGAAGAUUUUUGUUUAAAACUCCAAAUUAGUCUUGCUUAGGCAAGGUAAUCUCAAGAUGGAAGAUUGCUAUUACGAUGGGUUGGGCAACCCAAUUGACUGCAUAAGGUCAGCUGUGGAGAAUUGCUCUUUUUACCUGUCCCUGGCUUAGGUUUGCUGAUAGGGGGCUGCAGCAAAUAGAGAUAAGUCAUCGUUGCUCCCUCCAGCCUGAAAACAAACCUGAAUUACAGCAUUUGAAUCAGUAGAAUGAAAGUUUUCAUACUUCCAAAACAGAAAAAAGGGUUGAUUUUAGGGCUGUCCAGAAACACAAGAAUUUGAAACUGAUUAGAAACAAUUUGCAUGCCACCUAAACUUUUUAAUGAGAUAACAAAGACAGCUAACAAUUUAAUAAACAAGCACUGCCAAGUUGUUAAAAGAGAAGGCCAUCUUUUACAUUUUCUUUUUCUUUCCCUGUUAGCUGUCACACACCUGUCAAAAUAGCCUCAGAUGCUCAGGCCAACUAAUUAAAAGUGAGCCCAAUCUGAUUGAUCACCUUCAAUGACUAUGUUUCAACUUACGAAAUACCCAUCAAAUGUCAGAAAUGGGGUAGAGGAGCUCUAGUGGCUAUUGCCCACCUCUAGAUAUUGAAUUGGGUUUUUUUUAAAAAAAAAAUGCUGCAUUCCUUCUUCAGGGUCUUUACGCCCACUUUGACAUCACAUUUCUAACUUUUUGCUUCAAUUUGCUUGUUUUAUUUUAGAUCAUUAACAUAGCACUGGCUAAGUGCAUCACUGUGAAUACGUCUAGCCUGGCCUUUGAAACAUGUGACGUUAAUAACAAGGUAAGACUGUUUAUUGCCUUCCUGUUGCAUUUUUUCAUAUUGGAGGCCCAAUAUGGUUGCUUUUCUUUAAUGCCCUUUUUGAAAUUUCAACUUGGGAGGCUAAUACUGGGAACAGUCUUCCUGCUGGGCUCACAGCUAGGCUUCCCUCACUAUCGGGAGAUGCAAGACGGCCCUUUAUACUUACCCGGAGGCACAGAUGAUGGAGUGGAAUCUGUGUCUUCAGUGAAGUCACAAACCAGUGGCACGUAAGUGGCCUCUGGAAGUCAGAUUAUCCCCGCUCCAUUUCCUGCAGCUUCCAGGAAGCAUAAAAGAUACAGUAUUUUUUGCUCCAUUGGACGCAGUUUUUCCCCUCCAAAAAUUGAGGGGAAAUGUCCUAUGGAGCGAAUGCAGGCUUGUGCCACAGCCGUGCGCAACCCCUCCGGCAGGGAGAGGCUGCAUGGGGCUAUGGCUUCUUUAGCUCCACGCAGCCUCUCCCGGCAGGAUUUUUUUUAUUGAUUUCCCAGUCUAAAAACUAGGUGCGCCCUAUGGUCUGGUGCGCCCUAUGGUGCGAAAAAAACGGUAUGUAAUAUUUUCAUGGGGUUGGUUACUACUUUUUGAACUAAUGGGUUGUUCCUAACAAUCCAGUUCCUUUUCCCAUUCAUACCACUGCGAAGUGCCACGGGUGAGACACGUUUUCAGCCACCAAACCAAAGGCAGGCUUUCAUGCCUACCCUUCAUCCAUAAAUACAGGUAACAACAAUAUCAAACUGCAAUAUUAAAAAUUAGUUGAAAACACAGUCUGAUGUUUAUCCCAGGAUCGUAGAGAACGGUCUCAGCAGCUCUACCCAUUUCACAGGUUGCCUUUAGGUUAGUGUUAGAAGAUAUAUAAGCCAGGCAGCAAAAUAACUUCAUAAACCAGGGUUACCAUCACCAAAACGGAAUGCCUCGUUGCCAUUUUGGGGCGAGAUGGGCUUGAAAGUCGUGUUUUUCAAUAUGACUUUUUGGUUCCUGGAAGUCAUUCUGACUGUGCAGAUAAAAUUUAAUGGAUAUAAUUCUGCAGGAUGUGUUCCAAGUGUGUGAAAACCAUUCAGAUCCAAGGAUCCCCAAGCAUGUAGCUCCAGAUGGCGGAGACAUCAGGCGCAAUCCUGCUUCCCAGGCAUCUUCACCUGGUUGCAAGUGGCCAGUAGCCAGGUGCAAAAUGCACCUGGCGCAUGGCAAAUUUUGAAAGCUGCUUUAGAUCACCUGCAUUUUGCAUACUGAGGGAUUCAACUGCAUACUAGAACAGCCAAUUUUAGUCAUUUAUUUUAAAAAAAAUACUUGUAUACCAGCCUCUCACAAAACAUCAGGGAGGUGUACAGCAAUGUAAAAAAACCAUGUAAAAUAAAAGCAGUACAGAACAAUCAUUAAAAUGACUGGCUACUGAAUAAAAUUUUAAGGAGCUGCAUACAGUAUUACUACAGUGGUACCUCAGGUUACAUACGCUUCAGGUUACAUAUGCUUCAGGUUACAGACUCCGCUAAACCAGAAAUAGUGCUUCAGGUUAAGAACUUUGCUUCAGGAUGAGAACAGAAAUUGUGUGGCGGCAGCAGCAGGAGGCCCCAUUAGCUAAAGUGGUGCUUCAGGUUAAGAACAGUUUCAGGUUAAGUGCGGACCUCUGGAACAAAUUAAGUACUUAACCUGAGGUACCACUGUAUUACUAAAAUUUAUCUAUCAAAUCGCCUUCCAAACCAGGUGAUCUACAUGUAAAAUAAUUUAAAACAGCUUAAAACACAUACAAAAAACAAAUACGUUUAAAGUCCUAACAAGUGGACACCCAUUUAUCCAGCUGAGAAUGCCUGUUUGAACAAAAAAGGUCUUCAACUGUUUCUGGAAAGUGCAGAUAUUGGACGCCUGUUGUGUAGGCCUGUUGGCACAAAAAUGUCUUCCGAGUGGCACCUGAAAGCAGGGUUGAAAUUGAGCGUGAUAACCAACCACCGAAAUUUAGCCUGCUACUAAUUCUUUCCCAUGCGCAGAACCAGAAGUUCAACUAUACUUGGCUGAGAUUGAUCCAGCACGGAGACUCCUGUGUAGCAGUGACUGAUGCGGAAGGAACACUGGGCCUGCACCCUUGCGAUAAACGAAACAAUAGCCUGAAAUGGUUGCAUAAAUCACUGGUGGCUUUUCAUCCAGAACUCGUAAGUGCAGCAUUUGCAAAGGGCUCCUCCUCCUCCCUCCCAGCUCCCUUUGCUGUGGCCAAACUGGAACCGGUGCAAAACAAAGGGAGCCUUUUCUCUCAUUUCCAUUUGUAUGGGGGCAUGUGAGAGGCAUUUGUCAUUCAAGUAAAGAAAGGGUUUGUGCAGGCGUUAACUUUUAGCUAUAUUUGAUGAAUCGAAGGGCAUUUUUUAGUUAUUUCCAUAUGUUUAUCCUUCCCUUCCUCCAAGGGGUUCGGGGUGGUCACAUAGUUCUGUUUUAUCAACCCAUUCUCUACUCACAACAGCCCUGUGAGGUAGGUUAGGCUGAGAGAUGAUGGCUGCAGUGAGUGAGCAUUCUGGCAGAACAUGGGUUUCUCUGGUCCUUAGCCCAACACGCUUAAGCCAGGGGUGACAGACCUGUUGGCUGUCAAGGGCUGCAAUCCACCAGGGUCAAUCAACCGUGGCACAUUGUGGCAGUGGGAAAGACGGAAGCCAAAAGUGGACAGGACACCCUCUUUUUACACCAUUUUCCCCCUACCCUCUUUUUACACCAAUUCUCUCCUUCCUCUACGCCUAGUAGCCUGGUACAGGCAGGGGUGUAGAUUGCUUUUGUCAGUUGUCCAGAUUUGCCACUUGCAGAAGGCUUUCCUUCUCUCCUUUGAUCACUCCAUUCAUUUCAGCUCUUCCCCCCCCCCCCCUGCAAUUUCCCCUCUGGGCUCCCCCCACCUAUAUGAAAUUAAGUUGAGGGCUGCAUAUGGCCCUCAGGUUGCUCACCUGUGCUCUAAUCAUGCAACCACACAGGAUGUAGCAAGCUUACAUACUUAAACUUCUAGUCCGUACAAACAAAUCAAAGUAGACAGGGUCACGCUGUGGCCUAAACCACUGAGCCUCUUGGACUUGCCGAUCAGAAGGUUGGCGGUUUGAAUCCCUGCGACGGGGUGAGCUCCCGUUUCUCUGUCCCAGCUCCUGCCAACCUAGCAGUUUGAAAGCACGCCAGUGCAAGUAGAUAAAUAGGUACCACUGCGGUGGGAAGUUAAACAGCGUCUCUGUGCACUCUGGUUUCCGUCACAGUGUUCCGUUGUGCCAGACGUGGCCUGGAAAGCUGUCUGUGAACAAGAGCUAGCUCCCUCGGCCUGAAAGCGAGAUGAGCACCGCACUGCACAGUCACCUUUGACUGGACUUAACCGUCCAGGGGUCCUUUACCUUUAUCUUUAUAUGUGUGUGUUUGUGAGUGUGAAAGAGAGAGAGAAAGAGAGACAACAGAAGGAAUCCUUGGAACUUUUUCGAGCAGGUGCGUUUCUUAAGCCCCAAGUCCUGUUUCUCCACUGAGACAUACGUGCAGGCCAAUGAAUUUGUGGGAUUUCUCCAAAAGCUUCCUUGGGUCACAAAAUCAGCACAAGUCUUGAGUCAAAGGUCUGAAACCAGGUGGCUAUAAAAAUAACAGGUUGGAUUCAGACUAUAAGUGAGUUGUGCUGGAGUCCCAUUGAAGUGACUAACUUAAGUCAUGUGUCUCCCCCUGUGUUGUAUUGUGUCCACCACCCACCACCCUGCAAUCCAAUUCCAUCAGCAGAACCCUUGUUUCAACACGGGCAAUGAAACAACACCCUCUGCUGCAGGUGAGGCAGCUGGGUAGUUUAGAAGUUAGAGAAUAGGCUAGUUUAAGGGACUCAAGGGAAAUGGUUGGGGGACUGUCCCCCUCCCCACGCCACCUGAGGCAAUAACCUCACACUGCCCUGGGUGCUGGGGGUAGUUUUCUAUUUUAAGACCUCAACUUUGCCUUACUAAGUACUGUGAUAUCAGUUUCUCACAGAUCUUCCUUCCAGGGUAGUCAUCCAUACAUCAUAGAAACACUUUGCAGUGAUAAAGAAUAGAUUCUCUAAACUGUCCUGGUGCAAAAAUCAAUCUAAUGACUGUAUUUAAAACACGAACACCAAAAUCGUUUGCAGCCUCCUCAGCUAUAGCUUCUAGAAAUAAUUCUAAAGGCUUUUUUUUUAUAAAAAGGCUUUUUUUAUAUAUAAAAAAAAGGACCAAGGUAAAUUAAAAUGAUUUUCCCUAUCUGAAAGAAGCUGAUUUUUAGCAGGUCCUUUCAAGACUUUGGGGUGGGGGCUAUUGAGAGGGAAGAAUAGCAAUUAUAGGAGCUGAUCGAUAAUCUUGUACAAGAUCCUGACAUUGUGACUCUUUCCAUUUGUUCCUCCUUUGCCAAUCUUGGUUCAAAACCUCCUAAAAAGUGAAAAUACUCUUUUUUUUAGGCUAAGACAUGAAAAAGCAUAUGAAAAAUGAGCAGCCAUUUAAGUUACCAGAUAGCUUGUCAGGUACCACUGACAUUCUUUGAUCUACCUCUGAACUAUGGGCCUUAAAACAGAUUGGACCUUCCACAAUAUAGAAAGUUGUGUUUCCCCUCCUCCUCCUCUUCUUCUUCUUCUUCUUCUUCUUCUUCUUCUUCUUUUUGCUAAAUUGUAAUACCCAGUUCAGCACAAUUGGAUACGGGCAAUUGCACCUGUACAAAACUAAGCCAGCAGCAAGUUUGAGCUGUACAAUUUUAUCCGCCAAGGUAAAAGAUCAGAUUAGUUUUUUUAUGAAAGCUUUGGAGGGCAGGCUGGCCCUGUGGGAGCCUAAAGUUAUUGCCGUCACUUGAAACCAAAAGAUGGAUUUAUUUUCUACAAAGCUAAGGGCUGUCCUCUGCAGGCUCGUCUUGUACUGGCACUGUUCAGAAUGAAUAAAAAUCGGCCACAGCACAGCCUGUUCUUUGGGGGUAAUCAGGAAGCAAACCUGUACCUUUUGGAAGCUUUUGGUGUUCUCAUUUGUACAUUUCAGCUUACAUUGGAGUACAAAGAGGGGGAUUUGAGCAUACAGCUCCUAUGUUCGUCAGUUCUGCCACAGGUACUCUGCAGUUGUACAUGCAUAGGCACCCCCAGGUGAUCAGGACUCCCGAUUGUACAGGGCUACUUACUGCAUGACAUUUCUAUAUGCACACAGCUGUAUGUGCAUGGGUGCUCUUUUUCAGAAGUCCUGUGCAAUGCAUGAAUGUCAUGGGUGGAGCCAGUGCGGUGCAGUGAUGUUCGCCCAGAUCUGGCAGCUGAAUAUAUAUACACAUGGAGCAAUGCAUGGAGUUUAUUGAUUGAUUUGUAGCCCAUCUUCUCCUCCCAAGGAACUCCCAAGGCUGCAUACAUAGAAUAAUGGAAUCGCAGAGUUGAGAGGGACCCCGAGGGGUCAUCUAGUCGAACCCCCUGCAAUGCACGUAUCUCAACCAAAGUAUCCAUAACUGGUGGCCACCCAAUCUCUGCUUAAAAACCUCCAGUGAAGGAGGUUGGACCCUCCAAGGAUUCUCUCCUCCUCUUGUAAUCUCCACAGCAACCCUGUGACAUAGCUUAGGCUAAGAGGCAAUGCCUGGGUCAAGGUCACCCAGUGAACCUCAUUUGAACCCUGGUCUUCCUUCCAGGUCCUAGCUCGACACUCCAACCACUAAGCCGCACUUGCAUGAGGGUCCAUGAACUGGGUUUUUAAAAUUGCCACCACUAUCAUCACAUUAAUAGUAAUAGUAAUAAUUCAUUAUUUAUACCCCGCCCAUCUGGCUAGGUUUCUCUAGCCGCACUGGGCGGCUCCCAACAGAAUAGCAAAAAUAGAAUCAAACAGUUAAAACUUCCCUAAACAUUACCGCCCAUGCAAUCCGCAUGGGCAUCCUUGUGUGAAAUGAAUGGAGGCUGUUCAAGAGCACUGGUGGAACUGCUCAAAUUGAUUUCAUUGGAACACGACAACUUCACGGUGGAUGGUGCUUUGUGGUCCUAGGCUUCCAAAACAGCAGGCAAUGCAACAGAGCUGAGUUGAAGAUGGCAAAUCUAAAUGCAGGUGUGAAAACUAAGAACCACUCUCAAACCCUUCCACUCUCAAAAACCAGGAAUGGGCUUUUGGUGGCCUGCAUAGGGUCACAUCCCAGUGUGCAUUUGUUGGCACAACUACAGUGCUAUUCCUAAAGGAUAUAUUAGCCUCGAGUUUUCCUUAAAUGGGUUGUUCCUUAAUGCUUUGUACAGUGGUACCUCAGGUUAAGAACUUAAUUAAUUCUGGAGGUCCAUUCUUAACCUGAAGCACCACUUUAGCUAAUGGGGCUUCCCGCUGCCACUGUGCCACCACCGCACAAUUUCUGUUUUUAUCCUGAAGCAAAGUUCUUAACCUGAGGAACUAUUUCCUGGGUUAGCGGGAGUCUGUAACCUGAAUCGUCUGUAACCCGAGGUACCACUGUAUUUACUUAAGUACAGUAGUGAAGUGAAUAGAACCUGUAGACAUUUUGGAAUCUAUAGAGGGCGUUUUCCAGAAAACAAACAAAGGUCUUUUGAGAGAGCAGAUCCAAAGAUUGAAAUGAUGGGAAAUUUUCCUGGGUUUCUACCAAAUGUCAGCUCUUCAAGAAUAUUCCGUCAUUGCUAAGACAGCUAUGUACUGAAGAUGGCAUAUUGACAUAAUCUCAUUUUCCCCCCAAUCAACCAUAUUCAUUACCAGAUAGAAAUCAAAUAGAAAAGAACUUUCCCAGCUAAAAACGUAUUGUGGAGUGUGUCCAUUGUACUAUAGGCUUUCCCUCCCCUAAAAGAGCCUUUGUCAUUAAUUCGUUAACAAGAUUACCAUUUUAUGAUUUGUUACUCUGCACUAAGGUAGCAAAAGGAAACAGCUCUGGACAAAUCCACAGAGCAGUUUACUUUGCUUUUUGAUCAGUGUAGUGCUUGCUGUCUCUGCUUUCAGAUAAUGGCUGUAGCUUCCUCUGUACUAAAACACAGAACUCCAUGGGCACAAAACUCCUAUCCUGUGGACUCCACCCACAUCAGCUUCUCAUGACGGGCUUUAUUAAACCAAAAAGGCUAAUUGGACAGCGUCUGAAGGAUUUAGAGCAACAGAACAAUCUGGCCAUUAUAAAGAAAUUCUGUCCUUGGUAUGCCUCUCCCCCCCCCUUCUCAGUUUGAUUCCCUGGCACCAUAUAUGUAUAAAUUACCGGUAACAAUCCCCAAAUACAGGUGUGCCUUCACACUGGCCAGAUUGGAUGUGAUGCCCUCUGCUGUACUUGAGGGCAGAUACCAAAAGAUUCCAACUGAGAAACAACCUGUGGAGAUGGUAAUCUGGAAACAGUGGCUCAUGUUCUCCUGUCCUGUCCCCUUUAUAAAGAUCUGAGGAAUGAGAUCAUUACUCCCCACUCUUACUUACCAUCCCAGGCCGCCCAUUUGAGGUCACAUUGUUCUUUCUUUAACAGAUCAAAAUGAUCAGACAACAGCAAAGGUUGCUAGGUUUAUCGAGGGUGCAGUGAGAUUAAGGGCCACUAUCUGAACGAUAAUCUUGGCCAUUUGAUUGCCCUUUUUACCUAUUGCUGUCUUUUUUAUUUGUAUAUAUUUUAUUUUUAUAUAUUGCUUGUUUUAUGUUGCUAUGGCUGUUGGCUAAUGCGAAUAAAGUUUAACUACUACUCCAUGGGCACAAAUAGGAUGAAACUUUAGCAUGAAUCUACCAUGAUGCACACUUACUGAAACAAUACGUAAACCAAAACGCAGCUAUCCUUUGCAAUUUGCACUUCUCUGAAUUGUGCAAUGCAGUUCUCCAACAGCAACAGAAAAUGCGCACAAAGAUGCAUACGUUAGGGUAAACUGUGCUUAAAAAUGCAGGUAUUAGUGAAAAUAACAUUAAAAUGCAUUAUAUUAGCAAAAAUUGCAAACAAUGUGUAUUGAGCAAAAUUAUAUACAAAUGUGUGUCUGUUAUGAGAAACGUGAACAAAAACGCUGGCAUAUUUUUGUGAGCGCUUUUAAAAAAAUCUCAGACUGAUGCAGAAAUGUGGGAAACUGAACUUAAGGCUGGAAAAACAAGAAACCCAAAUUGACAAAUUUGUCCCUGAUUGCAGGCAGAAUGAACCAUGAAAGUUAUGCCUAACAAGGAACGAACAGCUCUUGCUGACUUGUGUAUUCUUCUGCAUUUUGCCAGUCAUGUGUAGUUUAAAGACACAUGAUGCGACAUCAUCAAGUUAAAAAAAUCCCCUGCCCUUUGCAAGGAGCAGCCAGUAGAGUUGAUCAGAGGUAGAGAAAACACUGAGCGCAAUUGCAUUAUAAUACCAGCAUGUGUUGACCAAUCCUGGAGUACUGUACUGGCUGAUACCUGGACAUGUGAACUGACUCAUUGAUGAAUGUUUUACCUGAAGAGCUCUGUCUCUGAUGUCAGAUAUACAGCGGCUGAUUCACACAUGAAAAUCCAUCAUUAGGUAUUGCAGUCAUCACAUAUGCAUGUGUAAACCAAAGGCUAUGAUACUGGGUAUACUACUGUCAUGUAAGAAAAAGAGUAAAUUUUGUGAAUGUCUGAAAACACAGAUACACCACUGAAGUGUGACUAUCAACAUUCACGUUUAAGUGUCUGGAAAAAUGGGCAAAUGCCUGUUGUCUAAUUUUUAGGCAAUCCUAAAAUUCAGCUAGCAUUUUCAGCGUUGUGAACAUCAACAUUCACCAGAUUGUGAAUAAUCGCUAUAGCAUAUAUGUCAAGAUAAUAGUAUUUCUACCGCCUACCCCCCCAACAAUACAUUUUCAUUUUUUACGAUUUGCUGUUUCAAUCAAAUGAUGCUUCAAAAUAUUAACCUGAAUUUCUCAAAAUUCAGCCUAGAGCAGCCUUCAAUAUAACGGUACUCUGCCUCAUGAAAGAUAGCUAAAUGCAAAAUAACAAGAAUAGGAUCCCCGCUCAUUCAAAACUUCUCAUGAUUUCAUAAUCCAGUUCUGUAUCCCAGCCCUUUGGAUUUAAUUAACAAAUUACCCAAUCCACUUCCCAUCAUGCUAUGUGUCUGUCUACUUCAUCAGCUGAGACAUAAUGCGAUAUGAAAGGCAGGAUCUCCUGCCAUAAGUCAUCCUAUAUUGCAAAUGCCAUCUGGGAUUAUUUCCUUUGCAGGGUAAUUGUCAUUCAGGCAGCAAGAGUUCUGCUCGUUGCAUUUUCAAAGAACUGGAAAGCCAUGUGGCACAGAGGGUGCAGCCAAGUUGCGGUUUGAGAACAGGUGGAAAUAUUGAGCACUGUCCAACAUCCCCAUUCAGCUUAUAAAUGCAUACCAGCCUCCGCCAACCUGGUGUCUUCCAGAUGGUAUCAGCCAACGGUCGGUUGUCGAGGAUCAAUAAUACAUAUUGAGCAGAAGCAGCUAGGGCGGUCCUUCCCUAGUCCCAUGUAAAAAUAAAAUAAAAUAAACCUUUAUUGUCACUACACCACCUGUGUACAGUGAAAUUAAAUUAAAUAGCAGUUUAUCAGUUUGCUACUUGCAGCCCAUUGCCCAUACCUUCUCUCUCUCCCUCUCUUUCCAGAUGGAUCACAUUGUCUUGGAACACCUUCCUCGGGCCACGUGUUUGGAAGUGGAUCGGUCUCAGAAAGCCCUGAGGGCCGGCGUUUGUUCCUCUUCCAAUCUUUAUCAGAAGUGGCAGUUUGGAAAUUAUUAUGCUGCCUGAAGAGGAAGACGAGCAAACCGGACAGAAGAGUCGCUUUGUAAUCCGAUGAAUUUGAAAGCGGCAGCUGUGGAACUUCCGAUAGCAGCGAGCGAUAAACUCCGAUCUCCCUCCCAAACCGCAGUCGGAACCCGACACUUUGGAAGAAGCAUAUGGCCAGAUCAGAAGAUGGAGCGAGAGCGCGGCUGGUUUGAUGCAGCUUAAUGACACACGGCCGGCACGUUGGCAGGGGAGGAAAUCACCAGGAAAAAAAUUACCAAACUUCUUCCUACCUUAGAGGGUUUACCUGCUUGGCACUGUUACAUUUCUGGUUUGGUUUUUUGUUUUUUUUACGGGAGCAUUAUGGAGAUUCCACUUCACAAGUUUCACUCUUCUCCCUAUUUCAAAAAAUCUUUUGGAAACCUUGACAUUCAUAUAUCUCAAAUCUGCAUCCCAAAAUGUGUGGCCUGUGAGUAUAGAAGUUGACAGCUGUCCGAUUUGAUUGGUAGUGGCUGCCAGGUGAAUGGCCAGGCUGCACUUUGAGGUCGUGGCAAAAGUCUGACUUUAUUACGUGUGUGGAGGUGGCAGGAGUUUGAAAAUGUCUUACGGGGCAAGCCCUCUUGCUGUCACUUCCAAGAAGCUUUGGGGACAAACUCGGGCUAAAACAGUCCAGAUUGGAGAGAUCAGAUGCACAGUCUAUAAGCUCUAAGUGGCACAGUGCAGCAACAGAUUCAGCAUAUGUGCACAGUAGGGAUUUUCAGGUGCCUUCCUUUUUUACACAUCUAGGCUAUGUGCAUGGGGGAAAGUGCGACUUCGCCCUGACCAGCAAGCCAAUGCGCUCAAGUGAUACAUUUCAUAAACAAAUUCCCAACAUCCAUGUACUCAGAGGGAUGCCAAAAAAAGAGUUCCCAUGUGUCCAUAGGUGAUCGAGGUAAUUGGGAACCUUCUGAUCCGAGGAGCUGUCUUGUGUAUGCUCCCCUUCAGAGAAAUUCCACUGAACAUGUGAAUGUCAGCAUUUAGACCAGUGGGUCAUGGCCCUGCAUCUCCCUCCUCAUGUAGGCUAUCUUGGGUAUUGUUGGAGAAUGACAGCCAUUGUUAAGUCGCUUCUGUAACUUCGCGGGCCUGAGCCCUCAAACCAUUUAUUUCAGAGCAGUGCCCUCUGAGCAACUUGAAAGGUAACUGCUAAAGGACCACAUAAACUUCAGAUGGCCAUAGUCUUCAGGAGCCACAAAGGCGGUGGGGCUACUCUGGAGUAAGAAGCGUCCUUUGCCUCGGAGCAUUGCCCUGAAGCUGUACCUCACAAUACAAGCUUUGAUGACAGCCGAGCUUUCAUCAUCCGUGAUGUUUACAGCCUUUUACAAGUCUGUUUUAUGUCCAAGAGAGCCUCUGUAUAAUGUUGCCGCGACAUCGCAUAUCAGCACUGACAAUGUUUGGCAAGCUGAACCUGCCAAAAUAUUGAUUUGCCUAACAGACUUCACAGUCAGCUUCAUUCCCAACUGUCUUUCUGAGUCUCUCCUCCCCACCCUCCACCCCCCAGCACCCUCCAGUAUUGUUGCCCUGUAGUUGCCAUCAGAAAAAUUACACAGAUGUUGUCUGAACACUCAUGUUUUAUCAAGAGCAUGAAUUUCAUUGCAUUCUGUGCGCUGACAUUCCAUCAUUUGUCAUUUAGCAGGCACGGAGUGGCCAUAUGUCACAGUCACAUUGCAUUUCCCCUCGUGCCAUUUGCAAAACGUUCGCGUCCACCCUGGCUUCGCUUAUGCUUUAAAAAAGCAUAUUGGGUGAACCUUCUGGACUCUCGACACACACAAAAAUCUACAACACUGAGUACUGGGGAACACUGCCCAAAUGGGAAGAACAGGAACAACAACCACGCCAAGCUAUAUAUUUAAAAAUCAUAAUUAUAUUUCGAGCUCCUGGAACCCAAAACCUAAGAACAUGUUCCCAAAGCAUUCCUCCAUCCUCAUAUCCCCAGACAGAAAACCAUUGCAACUUCCAAAAAUGCAGAUGGUUUCAACGAUGCAGAUGGAAAUGACUUCGAAUAAAGAGCGUCCGCCAUUUACAUUGGACCCGAUUUCGUGGCUAGAGCAAGUCUUUUACAGGUAGGCCUCUGCCGUCGCCUGUUUUGCAGCCAUGCACAGCCUUGACUGGAAGGUGGGAAAGACACUCCGCUAUAGAUUUUCAAACUUUUUAAAAAUAAAAAUGCUGUAUUUGCAAGCAAUAACAUGGGUGCAAAAAGCUAGGAACCCAAUACUCGCUGGUUGCUAGAUUGCAGAAGAAGGCAGGAAGCAUAUGGCGGGGAGGGGUUAGGAGAAAACAGAUGAAUAAACACUGCUAUUUUGACACAGGAAUAGUAUGUGUUUGGGGGGGGGAAAUAAGUGAAAUGUUCUGCUGUGUAAUACUUGUCUGUCCAUACUACUACCAUCAACCCAGUAUCUGGGCUAGCACUGCCGGCUUUAAUAAUACACUCCAAAGAGGUGAUUAGUGCUUGAUCAUCAGCUCAUUCAGCUGCACACCCAGCCUCAAUCCAGUCUGAAUCCCCACUGAAAUUUCAAUGCAAUUGCUCCUUCUGUUCCAGUAGAACUUAAGCUCAGCUAAUUCUUCUCUGGACUGGGCCGCGUUUCCCACCCCAUUGCCAAGAGUCACAUGUGCAACGCAGUACAGCAUCCACCCAUUUGUGGUUUUUUUCAGAAAAGGAGCAUGCCAAAGCUUCUUCCAUGCACCACUUUCCCAGUAGCUCGGUGUGUGUGUGUGAAGCGAUCUUGAGAUGAAAGAGUCCCAUCUUCUUAAGAUAAGGAGCGUCCUGUUAUUUAAAGGAUAGUACUUAGCUGAACUAAGAUGGUAAUGAGCAGGGCAAGGCAGCAUAUCUGUGCUCCUCUUUCCUCUCCGCCUACAUGACCUUCAAGGCAAUUACUACCUAACCACUUAAGGAAACUUGAACAUUACUCUUACAUUGCUGGAGCAGCACAAGGAGGUGCAUUAGUGACCAAAAUCUGACCCUACCAGUCAUUUUAGCAUUUUAUAUACUGUCAUAAAUUUGAUCCAGAUGUAAUUUAAUGAUGGAUCCUGUAUAUCUUUCAUUCUCAAAGUUAAAUUUAAUUUGCUUGAUUUUGUUAUUGGGGGUUGGGAGGAAGGAACCUCAAUUUGCAUCCAAUGGAGAAAAAAAGCCUUGUGCAAUGACUUUGAAUGCACUUGUCCACUGUGAAUUUUAACUAUGUCCUAUGCAAUGUAAAUAGCUCAGAGAUGAACUCACAUUGAUAAAUGAACUAAAAGAGUGGUGACUUAAUUCAUUUUUUUUAAUUAAAAAAAAGCUGUGUAUAUAUUUUAAAAAUGUGAGCUGAUGUCUUUUAUAUAAUAGAAUUUGUGGGUUUUAAAAUAUAUAUGUAAUUAGUUCCUUCCUGUCUGGCGUUCGUAUUGUACCCUUAUCUGUAGGUAGCAGUAAUGCGCUCACCUGGUGGUUUGUUUGUUUGUUUUUUAAACAUAGCUUUUAUGCAUUUCAGACAAAAAAUGUUAUUUACACAUGGGAAAUUCUUAUUAAAAAUCUGACAUAAUUUUUUACAAA